AUGACCUUAAGCCAACCUUUUUGUGUGUGGCAGUUGUUACAUUUGCAAAUGUCAAAUUCUGUCAUGAAUACCACUCAGAAAGUUGAUCCAACGGAACCAGCUGCUAAGAUUGCUCAGCAAGCCUCACAGUUCAAACGAUGGGGACGCAAGCAUCCAUUUGUUCGAUAUGGCCUUCCGCUCAUUUCUUUGACAGUGUUUGGUGCGGUUGGUCUAGCUCAUCUCAUACAGGGAAGCAAAGAAGUAACAAAGGAAAAGGAGGACAUGGAAUGGGAGGUCGUAGAGAAAACAAAAGCUCUGAGCCGAACAGGACCAGUGGAAGGGGCUUAUAAGCCUAAGAAGCUCUCGCUAGAGGACGAACUGAAGGCUUUGCAGCAAAAGGUGGACAUAAACAGCUACGACUACAAGAGAAUUCCCAAACAAAAUGAAAACAAGUGA
Molecule: messenger RNA, 435 nt
Organism: Triticum turgidum subsp. durum (durum wheat)
Lineage: Eukaryota; Viridiplantae; Streptophyta; Magnoliopsida; Poales; Poaceae
Source: the annotation of a GenBank genome assembly